Molecule: messenger RNA, 6467 nt
Organism: Dunckerocampus dactyliophorus (ringed pipefish)
Lineage: Eukaryota; Metazoa; Chordata; Actinopteri; Syngnathiformes; Syngnathidae
Gene: vax2
Product: ventral anterior homeobox 2
Exons: 3
Coding region: 2726-3628 (300 amino acids)
Biological process (GO): brain development; central nervous system development; regulation of DNA-templated transcription
Molecular function (GO): DNA-binding transcription factor activity, RNA polymerase II-specific; DNA binding
Source: RefSeq, a predicted model, not a curated record
AUAUAUAUAUAUAUAUAUAUAAGAAACAUUCAGAACAAUAAAAGCAUCCUUCCUCCUUGCAUACAUAGCCUCCAGGAUGAUCCCGGGGAUUACUGUAAGAUCUGUUAAUUUAGCUGAUCAGUUGUAUGCAGCAUCACUGCCAUUUCCAAUCAAUCACAUUGGAUCAAUACGAUCGAAGUACAGCUGUGGAAAAAGUGUCAUUGUUAAUCAGUUGUAGGGGGUAUGAAAUAGUAAUAAAAGUAGUUAAAAAAAGACCCCAACAUGCUGACUGACGAGGUCUGUAUUCCCCACCAUGCAUUGCUGCACGCCUCUCACCUGAUGAAUGUUUGUUUGUAGCUUUAAAGACAAUAAACAAUUUAUGACACAAAUCAUCGCCACAUAACAGCAGGGCACCAGAAGAAAUCACAGUGCACAUCUCCAGCAAAGUCAGAUGUGAUGGAAAUGUGCAUGCUUUUUAGAUGUGUGUGUUUGUGUGUGUGCGCGCGCGCGCGCGUGAACACAGCAAUCAGCCGCCUCUUGUCUCUGCUGAGUGCAGCGUGUGAUUGACAGCUCCUAUUGAUGGCGGCUGAGAUUAGGCCAGCUGAAAGGCGUAACAAGCGGCGGCUGUGUGCAGUAAUUACGACCUUGGAAGAGAAAAAUAAAACAACACACUCACAGCAAAGCUAUAAUAAUAUAAUCCCGCACAAAACACUUUGACUUUUUACUCUAUGUUGGAAGCAUCACAACACGACAACGUUUGUUGUUCAACUCAACGAAUCCAUAAAACCCAUAAGUAUCCAGAAACAUUGAAAGUAAAAGAUGAGUGAUAUACCACAGACCAAGUACGUGUGAAAUACUACCAAGUCAGGUCAAAGGUGCGUGAUAUGUUGCAAUGUCCGUGGUAAAUGUAUUCCUCAUUAGAAAAUAACUCAACUUGACACUUUGUAUGUAACACAAAUGUACUUUGAUUUGAAGCAAAGAACAUAUAUCCACUGAAAAUAAUCGAAACCGUAACAUUUAUUGAGAGUCGUAUUUGCAUUUUUGCUAUUGUGACAAAUACUUCAUGUCUUUCCAUAGUCAUUUUAAGUCUAAAAGCCACAUAGCGAUUAUUUUCCUAGCCUGUUUUCUACGCAAUUAAUUGAAGAAACAUAGCAAGAACAGUUGAAUUGUAAUACUUGACACCCUAUCGAAACAUUAGAAUAGUUAAAUUAAUUUAAAUUGAGCUUUAAUUGUAAGAAAAAAAGAAAAAAGUUUGAAAUCAGCUAUCUUACAUACAGAUGGCCAUUUUGGGGAAACACUGCCCUGGGAAAGUCACAUGACUGUCACAUGACAACCACUCUAAAAUGUUUCUUAUGCUCACUUAGGGACUUCAUGGGUUCAAGUCAAACACAAGGCUAUAGCACAAGGCACAUUUAAAGUGUUUCAAAAGUAACCUAUAGAGAAAGUUGAUGCGUCCAUAUAUACAUGUAACCAUUAAGUACACCACAACAAUUGUCAAAUUACAAAAUGAUACAUAAAAAGCUUGUAAACACCCACCAUCAGGAUGACGUCAUGACCAUCUUUGUAAGUGUUAUGAUCGUCCACUGUUUUUUUUUUUUUUAAAUCACUUUUAACAUUUGGGAAUUAAGAAGAAAACUAUAUCAUGUGUUGAAAAGAAUGCUUUCUCAGCGUUGACUUUGUGUAUAAUUUAACUACUGUAGUAAUAGCAUCACAUGAUCUUGCAGUGUAACAAUUACUUACAGAAAGAUUUGUAUUUUCUACAACAGAAUAAAAUGUACAUUUAAAUACUGGAAUGAUGACAGUCAUUCUGCAUCAUUCUUAAACACACACCGACACAUUUGAUCUUUUAUAGCCCACAGGGAUAUAUGUAAACACGACCUGUAUCACAACAUUACCAAGGAAGAAUAAAGAUAAAAUACAUAAUGUUACAAGAAAACGUUUCAAUGUUGAAUGAACGUUAAAAGAGAUGUAUAAAAAUAUAUUUAAUUCUUAGCAUGUCAACAUUGAAAUGUUUUUUUAUGUAAAAAAAAAAAAAUAAAACGAUCAGUGUUGCCGGUGUAAAAAGGUUGGUAUCAAAUAAGUAUCAUGGAUGGGGAAGCCCUGCAGUCGACCCUGCUUGGGUUUCCUGCAGGCCACCGUGGUGUCAAGACCGCCCCCUCUGGUGCCAGCCGGCCAAUCAGGGUAUACCCGGAAGUGACAUCACGUGUGCCUUCCCCCAGUGAAGUGGCCCUUCAAAUAAUUUUCUGCUCCUCCGGCAGUGAGGUGUGUUGGCUCGGAGAAAGACAACUAAGUCAGACUUGAGACGGUGGUGUCUUCCUGUCUUCAUCCCGAACAAGUGCAUUUCCUGUCCAUCUCCCCCCACCUCAUCGAAUGCAAGAAAAGUGACUGACCGCCUCUCAAUUUUGUGUGUGUGUAUGUGUGUGGCACCUCCCCGCCAAAUAUCCGGCUACCCCCCCCCCCCGCCUCCCCAACCCACCUCCCACCCACCCCCUUACACCUUCCAGCCUGACUUCCUUGUCCACCUUCAGGCUCCUCCAGAGAGCUGCUCUCUCCGGCCCGGCUGCUCAGACCGGACUUCCACGUCAUGCCAACACACCUGAGGUCCAGUCCGGUUUGGAGGCAGGACGGCGUGUCUCGGCUUUAGUGGAUCUAGAGGUUCCGUAGACGAGGAGAGGAGGGCAUGCCCCCCGCUCACAAAGAGGAUAAGAAGAAGAAAAAUAAGUAGCCUCACAUCCUCUGCAGCUUCAUGUUCGAUCAGGCCGCAAUGGGCGAUCGGAACCACCGCUGUGGACCCAAGCCACUGUGUCCGGAUAGGCUGGACGCCAAGUGCCGGUCCCCGGUGCACAGCUCCUCCGACACCCCGGGGACCUCCUCGUCCACACCGACAUCCUCCAGCGAGGACGGCCACGACAAACUUUUAGGAGUUGACCCCGAGUAUUGCCGGAGGAUCCUGGUAAGAGACGCCAAAGGAACCAUCCGGGAGAUCGUCCUGCCCAAGGGGCUCGACUUGGACCGGCCCAAGCGCACCCGGACGUCCUUCACAGCCGAACAGCUGUACCGUCUGGAGCUGGAGUUCCAGCGGUGCCAGUACGUUGUGGGCCGCGAACGAACCGAGCUGGCCCGCCAGCUGAACCUGUCUGAGACCCAGGUGAAGGUGUGGUUCCAAAACCGUCGGACCAAGCAGAAGAAGGACACCACCAAGGAUUCAGAUAAGCGCUCCUCCACUUCGUCCGAGUCCUUUGCUACCUGCAACAUCCUGCGUCUGCUGGAGCAGGGCCGCCUCCUGUCAGGCCCGGCUCCGCCCCCGAACCCGCUCCUGGGCCCCACGCCGCACCCGGCCAACGGCGCUCUUCUGAGCAGCCCCAGGGGCGGCAGCUCCUCCACCUCCCCCGGUAUCAGUGGGGGCACUCCCCCCAGCUCCCUCCCGGGGGCCACGUUUGGGCUAUCGCUGCCCCCGCUAGGUGGCACCCCGGUGUCCCCUCGGCUCGCCGUCCCACCGCCGCACUCCCUCUGCUUCUCCAUGCCUCUGCUGGGCGGAGCACAUCAUGAACUGACCUCUGCCUACGGCUGCGGGUCGUCGGCCUUUGAGCCGUACCUGAGGAUUGACAGGAAGGAAGCGGAUCUGGGCGGCAAGAAAACAGUUUCCUAAAAUGACUCCCAGGUCACGGCAAGUACGUGUCGAUGGCGGCCGAGUGCUGACAAGAACAUCAUGUGACCGUCAUGUGAUGGAGGAAAAAAAACUGGAUGGCAAUUUGACACACUCUCUAUUGUGUUUGUGUGUGUGUGUGUGUGUGUGUGUGUGUGUGUGUGCGUGUGUGUGUGUGGAUAAAAAUAAUCAGAAUGCGACCCAGGACAGCAUCAAGUGUUUAUCAUGCUGUCUCAAUCUGGAUCGAAAAAGAGUAAGCGUAGCUUUUAAAUGUGUUAUUUAAAAAUGUUUGUGGUCCGGCAGUAGUUUGUGUAAAUUCUUGCUUUGCUUGUGUCUAUGUACUAACUUCCUAUGGUAGAACCUGGACCAUCUAGCUCUCAUAGUUUCAGUGACCCCAAGCGGUCCUGGUCCACUUGGUAGCGUGCCAGCUCCUCAUUUGUGGCGUCUUUGCUUUAACGAGCCACACAUGGCAGAAGAAGAGCAUGUUUGCUGUCUACUAGGGGUGUAACGGUACGCGAUCAGGACCUUGGUUUUAAAGUCACGGCUGAGAACAAAAUGUACCUAAGUGCUUAGCUUUUGUGGAUACAGCUUUAAUGAUUUCUAAAAUGACACGUAAAAAAAAUACAACCUGCUAGCAGGCCGAUAGAAUUCCAUCUAUAUAAAAUCUUGUGAAACGGCAACUUCUCACAAUAUGACCAUUUUCAUUUUCUAAAUUGCAACCUUUUUCUAGUCCAUAAAAGUCAUUCAUUCACUCAUUUUACCGCUUUAUUCUUGUAAAAUUCCGACUUUUUUUCUCGUAAAAUUGCAGUAUUUUCAGCCCGCCUCUCGCCCGAAGUCAGCUGGGAUAGGCUCCAGCAUCCCCCCCGCCACAACCCCAGUGAGGACAAGCGCCAUAGAAAUGGAAUGAAUUGCAGUAUUUUACAACUUUGCACAACUUUUUCACAUGUUAAGGUCGGGGGAUUUCUUUUUUUUCCUUUCAUCUUGUCGAUUUGUACCAUUUUUUUUUUCCCUCACAAUCUGACGUUAUUGGAACAUUGCAACAUUAUUAUAUUCUUCUGACAAAUGACAGCCUUUCAACUCUUGCAAAGUUCUCCAAUAAAAAGGAAUAAAUCCAAACUUGGAUGACAAACACAUGUACUUGGGACUGCAAUUCAAAAUUAGCAGCUAUGCUACUGUAGAAUGUGGCUCAUUUACAGUCUGCACAGAAGUAUCAGACUGUUCAUUCAUGUGCACUGUCCCAAAUAAAUAAACUACUGUUACACCCCUAAAUUAGGACUACGUGUACCGUUAUGCCCCUAGAUUAUGAAUACGUGUACCGUUAAACCCUUAGUGUUUACUGUGGUUUGCAUUCAUAGUGCCACAUGUUCCAUUUAGCACUUGCAAGGAACACACACGAAAAUCUUCCCUACUGUGUAAGUUGACGUGUGGUUCAAAGCACUUUAUGUUUGUUUGUCUUUCCCAUCCUCUCCUCCACUGAACCUGUUUGAGUGACAGCUUUGUUACAAAGUUCUCUACCGGUCAAAUGCAGUUUUUUUUUUUUUUUUUCACAAGCCUUACGCCAAGAUGUGGCAUGCGAUGGCGGCCUUCCUUCAGUGAGAAUGAAAAACAUCGGUUUGGCCUCAAUUUGAGCCACAUGUCACAUGACUUUUUCCUCCCUUUUCAUGGCUGUGUAUUUUCUUCUUUCUCACUGUGAGCUCUAAUAAGUUCUCCGAAGGUGCAGAGACUUCUUUUAAAGCCCCUGACACUGCUUAUAAAGACAUCGCUUUUAUGAAAGGCGUUUAAAGCAGCUGCAAGAUAGAAAAAAAAAAAAAAAAAAAAACACUACCUCGCUGGACGUAAACAGCUUCCACCGACGUAGUUCUGGUUCUGCUGGCUUGUUAUGUUUGGAUGUGCGCGUCUGUAAUGUCCUCGGCCCUUCACGCUUGCCGUUAUUGUCUGUAAGCGCCCUUCAUCAUUCAAGUACUGAGCAGCGCGAUGGAGCUGAGAGAUCCCCAAGGCCUGCUUCCCGCUCCGGUGUCAGAACCUAGACUUCUUUGUCCGGCGGCCUCCCCGCUGUGACGUCACCGAAACAAAGUGAGCACACUUCAAUAUGGUGCAUAAGAAAGAAUGUUCUUUAACUCUCUCUUUGCUUUGGUGGCACUGCGCUGGAGCACAGUCAUGUUGUUUCCUCCUCCGUCAUCUUGCAGUGCUUCUCUGCAAAUGCUGCCAUGUGCUUUGUGGAAAAGUAAAACGACACUUGAGAUUCUUUUCUUCCAGCAGUACACAUCACACUGAACCUGUGUCUCAAAUGGAAUACCUCCGUCAGUGCACUUCAAUAAGUACACUUUGUGCACUGUGUACUUACUUCCUGAGAGUGUCCCAAAUCCAUUACAAAAUGACGAUUGCAAUAUUUACUUUCUUCUUCUUCUCUCCUUUUUAAUAGUCAUUUGCAACCACUUGAAUUAGCCCCUCCUCUUGCGCUACGUAGCCAAGAUGGUGACGUUCGAGGGUGGCAAGUGUCCCUCACUGCGCACUCACCAUUUCGAGCGUUUUCGGUGCAACAUCUGUGUACUGUGCGUUGCAAUUUUCCAUACGUCUCAAAAUACUCAGUGUAAGAAUGGAAGUGCGCCAAUUGAGACACAGCAUAACUCUCUGUAUUGAAUUUACAGAUAACUAUUCUAUACAAAAGGGUCUUUGUGUGUGAUUGGAACAGGAAAAACAAAACUUUUCUAAUUAUGCUUUACAGUUCUUUGUCUCAUUAACAUUUUGCACUUAUUUAAAGAGGCUUGCAUCUGUUUUCUGGGCACAAUCAGCCGAGAUCUUGUACAAUAAUGUAUUUUUAUUCAUAUAAAUAUAUGUCUAU